Aspergillus brunneoviolaceus CBS 621.78 is the source of this 669-nucleotide messenger RNA. RefSeq lists its product as uncharacterized. The coding region runs from base 171 to 506 and encodes 111 amino acids. The record is from RefSeq and is a predicted model, not a curated record. The transcript is spliced from 3 exons. Lineage: Eukaryota; Fungi; Ascomycota; Eurotiomycetes; Eurotiales; Aspergillaceae.
CAUACCCUCGAAAACUCCAAGCAUCCAGUCUAAAUCUGCCUUUGCCGAUAAGCUCUGGCUCAUCUCUCGUUUCGGGAUCUGUUUUGUUCGUUUUCACCCUCGACAGUCCAAUCUGGCUAUUGACUGUGGCCAAUGGGUGCGGGCCUUCCUCCUUUUGUCUCUUAUCGUGAAUGCAAUGCCUGUUCGGCUGGAAACCCUCUAAUCAGACGAAGUGGCGGCCAAGUCGUCAGACAGCCAAGGCGACUCAAGCGAAGGCGACUCAAGUCAGUCUACCAGCGUUGAGGUCGCAUCUCUCGAGUCGGAAGCUCUUUUGCGGAAGUAGCACUUCUCUACAUCGUUUGUCAAAGAUUGCCUCUUUCCGACCGUGGAAGACGAAGCCUGCCACAGCUAUUGCAGCAACGAUCUUCCCAACGGCAUGGGGCUCCACGAUAGAUACAGUAGGAAGUAUGUUAUCGUCGUUGUCGUUCAGUCCGUGGACUGGGCCCGAGUGCUCCCAGACAGAGUGAAGCCUUUGGGGUGGAUGAUGAAGCCCUGCGCAUCUGCUCUGUUAUCAGCUUACUCGGCUCUGGGGUUAGGAAGUUCCGACGAAAUAGGGGACUGAAUAGUCCAGUCUACAGCAAAUACUGGACUACUGGCCCUGUCUUGUCGUUCCUGCGAGGCUUUCAGGGG